Staurois parvus is the source of this 379-nucleotide messenger RNA. The record is from the annotation of a GenBank genome assembly. NCBI's taxonomy places the organism in Eukaryota, Metazoa, Chordata, Amphibia, Anura, Ranidae.
UAUAUUGAUAAAUGUAUUGGGACACCCCUCCAAAUCAUUGGAUUCAGGUGUUCCAAUCACCUCCAUGGCCACAGGUGUAUAAAAUCAAGCACCUAGGCAUGCAGACUGCUUCUACAAACAUUUGUGAAAGAAUGGGUUGCUCUCAGGAGCUCAGUGAAUUCAAGCAUGGUACCCGUGAUAGGAUGUCACACGUGCAAACCCGUUGCCAUCUGUGAAUUUUCCUUCCUACUAAAUAUUUCACGGUCAACUGUUAGUGGUAUUAUAACAAAGUGAAAGCAACUAGGAACAACAGAAAAUUAGCCCGCCACUGGAUUCUAGAGCAGUGGAGAUGUGUUUUCUGGAGUGAUAAAUCACGCUUCUCUGUCUGGCAAUCUGAAGG